Ectocarpus sp. CCAP 1310/34 is the source of this 1542-nucleotide messenger RNA. The record is from the annotation of a GenBank genome assembly. Lineage: Eukaryota; Phaeophyceae; Ectocarpales; Ectocarpaceae.
GUAUCGUUCCCGUACGCGGGUCUGCUACAGGUGGCAUGUCGGAGGAGGACCCUCACAUGCCGAAAUGGGCUCUGGACCCCUUGCUGACGGAGUCUAGCCCACUUCAGACUGGAAGGGGCACGGAGGGUCAUGGGGCAGUCGAUGGGGCGGAUGAGCCAGACAGCGAGGCGGAUUACGACUCAGAUUUUUCCGACGAAGACAUGGCACGGUAUUCGGGCGUCCGAACGGUGCGUCGAGGCUGCCUCUUGGACUCGUUGCUGCUGCUCAACGCCAUCACCGUAAUCGCGGCCCUGGGAGUAGGUGUUGCGCAGGGUAUGGUGCUGGCAUACCACAAGGACCUCUCGCCGGAAUCGGUGGCUGUUCGGUGCUACAACAUCUUGUUCUGCAUGUUGAUUAUCAUGGCGGAGCUGGAGUGGACAACGACGGUUCGAGAAAUGUUCGUGCUCCAUUCCUGGAUACCUCGAGGGGUGGUUUACUCCUUCGUCGGUGUCCUGGUACUGGAGGAGGAGGAUGAAAAGGGGCUAGACCUCGGAGGCUUUGGCCUGUACAUCACGAUCGUUGCCUGGAUCAUGGUGGGCAUCGGGGCGCUCUACUUUCUUUUGGGUCUCUGCUGCGUGAAACGAAUCCGGGAUAAAAAAAUGGCGAGGCACAAGACCCUCGUGGCGCACGCGGAGAUGCAAGCAGCUAUGAGAAGAGAUCACGACGCCAUCGCAUGAAAAUAUGAUCGAUUUUGAACGAUAUCGCGACCCACACGCCCAUCCUUAUUUCAAUGCCUUUGUUCUCUGCACAGAGGCGCUAGGGUCGACUUUGGUUUGACUUGUGUUUUGCAGUUUGGAUUAACUAAGUAUGUAGGAGGAAGACAAAGACGACAACAUUGCGCGAGGCAUAAGUGUGCAAGGUACGAUUCGAGUACAGUAUAAAUAAUGUAUUCUAUGUCAAGCAAGUCGUGUAUGUUAAGUGCUGGCACGCUUUUCUGAGCCCAUGUUCUUUCCACGGUUGGUUUUUAGUCGGCUGCUGUAAUGAAGCGUGUCCCCAGUACAGGUAAUUCUGUGUUUGAGCUGCUUCUGUGCGUUCAUGGGUGGUGGUGGAUUCUACCGUGGCAAACAUGACAGUACCCUGCCUUGGAUCUCGGCAUCUUGAUUGAAUACAGCAUGUAUGAUUGUCGGUGUUAAUAAUGACAAGGUGAUCGCAGUAUCGUGUUUCCAGGAAGUGUUCCUUGCUGCCGCGGCGAUUCCUACUAUUACCUUCGCUCAUGCUCUGUCUCUCCGUCUCGCUGGUGUUUGUUUUUGGUCGUGAAAUCGGCUGUGCCCUCGGGGUCUUCGGCAACUGAGACAGACAGGAGCAGAAGCACUUGCUUUCCCGUUAUCGCGGAUUCGUGUUCGCGUGUGGCAAGCAUGCUGACUUUCUGUCUCUUCGUGGCCCUUGUCGUGGACAACUAUGGUGUGCCACCUGGUGUUUUUCGUCGGGGACGGACUUCGUCGUCGGUGUGUAUUCCAUGUGUUCUAUGACUGCACGAAUACAUGGAUGUCGGCGAAAGGUUCU